AGAGCAAUUGUGUCACGUGACCGGUCAGUGUGCAGAAGACAUGGCGGACAAAGAGGAGGCUGAGAAGACAAUCGCCGAGGACUUGGUUGUCACCAAGUAUAAGAUGGCCGGCGAUAUAGUAAACCGAGUCCUGAAGCAGGUCUUGGAAAAAUGUGUCGUUGGCGCAUCUGUUAGAGAGAUAUGCGAGUACGGAGAUAAGCUGUUGACGGAAGAGACUGGAAAAACUUUCAAAAAGGAAAAGGAAUUGAAGAAGGGUAUAGCUUUUCCCACUUGCGUUUCCGUGAACAAUUGCAUUUGCCAUUUCUCACCUGUACCGAGUGAGCCUGAUCUGACUCUGAAAGCAGACGACAUGGUUAAAGUAGACCUUGGUGCACACAUAGAUGGCUUCAUAGCCGUAGUUGCACACACCGUUGUAAUUGGUUCCUCGGCAGAAAAUAAAGUAACUGGUAGAAAGGCUGACGUAGUGCUAGCUGCGCACUAUGCUUCGCAAGCUGCGUUACGACUUCUUAAACCAGGCACUGAGACCUAUACGAUCACAGGAACAGUGGAAAAAAUUUGCGGGGCGUACAAAUGCAAGCCUAUUGAGGGGAUGCUUAGCCAUCAACUAAAACAAUUCAAAAUUGACGGAGAGAAGACGAUUAUUCAAAAUCCAAAUGACGCUCAGAAGAAAGAACACGAAAAGUUUACUCUCGAUACACACGAGGUGUACGCAAUGGAUGUAUUGGUAAGCACAGGCGAUGGAGUUGGACGGGAACAAGAUACUAGAGUAACCAUAUACAAAAAGACGGAAGAAACUUAUCAGCUGAAACUGAAAGCCUCUCGUAUGUUUUAUUCGGAACUGUCGCACAAGCACGGACUCAUGCCAUUUAACCUGCGCACUUUUGAAGAUGAGAAGAAAGCCAAGAUGGCUGUGGUCGAAUGUGUCAAUCACAGAUUGAUUGAACCAUUCCAGGUUUUGUAUGAAAAACCAACCGAGCAUGUAGCACAAUUCAAGUUUACAGUGCUGUUAAUGCCGAACGGACCUCACAAAAUAACGGGAAUUCCUUGUGAUCUUGAGAUUUUUCAUUCCGAAUGUGUCGUUGAAGACCCUGAGCUUAAGUCUCUUUUGAACUCUUCGGCGAAUCCCAAGUCUGCAAAGAAGAAGAAAAAGAAGGCCGAAAAAGCCGUUGGUGAAGUGGCUAUGGAAGUGGAUGCCAAGGCCUAACGUCAAUUUUAUUCACAUCCAUGACUUACUGAAAUCGUGCACCCUCCUCCCAUAUUUUAGUUAAAGAAACAAAUACUACUAAAAGUAAAACUGGACACUUUCUAGUAAUCAUAUUCUAAAUGUAAAAAGCGAAUUGUUAGGAACACCUUUAAUAAUAGGAUGUGAACACUGCCGACGUACAUACCAGAAAUUCGUUAUACCUUCUCAUCCAUUGAAAAAUUCCAAGCUAUUAUUGUUCUUUAACUACAACAUAUUGCGUAUCAUCAAAAAUGGAUUGACAGAUCAUUGAGGUACUCAUCUAAUAUUAAUUUUGCAUUUUCACUGCAGGCGUGUAAGUAUCGUGUGUUACUUUACCGUGUAUCAUUUCACCCAUGCAUUUAUUCCUGUUUAUCAAUGCCUACCUAUGAUUUUACAUUUAGCUUGAUAACAUUUAGUUGGAACAUCGUAGCUUUCUCACAUGCUUGAAGUUGGACAUUCCGCUAAAAUUAGCUGCCCACAUUUAGCUUCAUUUCAAUACAUUCAAUUUUUGACCAAAUUUUAGUCAUGCUAUAUGUAAUCUCCUAUACUUUAUUUCGUAUGGUAGAAAACCCGGUGUAUCUUCUACGAAUGUAUUUCUGCCAUUUGUAUGGGAUAAUUAAUAAUUAAUUGUUUGAAAACGUUUAAUCCAGCAGUUUGACAUUCAUCAAAUUCACGUCCUUCAUCUAGCAGUGAAAACAAUGUCAUGCAAAAUCUAUUAAUCGUAAAAUUUCGCAGAGAAAUCAAGUUUUAUUUUUACUCUGCUCUUUUUUACAAUUCGAGAAACAAUUUUUCCGAAAAAUAGACGAGAAAAAGAAAAUUCCUUGUCGCUGUAAACAAGUGUUUGGGGGGGCAUCCGAAUUACCAAGAAAAAUAUGAAAUUUAUGAAAUAUUAAUAUUAUGUAAUAACUAAUAGUUUUAUAUAAGGAUGAUAGAUAAUGUAUCUAUGUUAUAGAUAUUUUUUCUACUCGAGUUAUGCAUAUUGUCGGAUGUUAACGAGUGUACUUGUGAAACCAAAUUGUCUUGAGCUGAUGUGCACGGUCCUUCCUCAGCUUGAAUUUUUUCAAAACUAAUCAUGUGGUCAGCUUGUCAUUUCUAAUUUUGGUUUAUUCUUUAACAUGCUUAGAGCCGUAAUUUGAAGACGUUGAAAAAAAAGUUACUUCAUCUGACUACAAAUUGAACUUGAAGCCAUUCUGUAUUCAUAACUAUGGAUCUUUGUCACAUUUAUGCUUGAAGGGAUGCGGAAACCUGCAAUACCUGUCAUUUGAAAACUUUUUUAGUUUUGCUUCUCAAGGAAAAUUACAAAAAUUCGUUACUAACAAUUACAGGCCACACGUUUAACUAUUCGAUAAUUUGACUCACAAAUAAAUUUUACUACUAUUAGUAAUCUAUAAAA
Molecule: messenger RNA, 2615 nt
Organism: Neodiprion fabricii
Lineage: Eukaryota; Metazoa; Arthropoda; Insecta; Hymenoptera; Diprionidae
Product: proliferation-associated protein 2G4
Exons: 7
Coding region: 41-1204 (387 amino acids)
Source: RefSeq, a predicted model, not a curated record